CCCGUUUGGCACCGACAACGUCGUCGACGACAGACUCGCAUCUACGCACGGCGACGAUGGCUUCCACGCUCUUCCGCCGCCAGCUCGCGCGAGCGUCGCGCCUGCCCCGCGCUGCAUCCACCUCCGCAUCGUUGCUGGGUCGCCGCCACCUCUCAAGCACCUCUUCCGCGUCCCAGCCUGAGACUACGGCCACCGAUUCCCCCGCUGCCGCCUCCCAGAAGAGGUCGGUGAAAACUCUGUUCGAUCUGCAUACUGUGGAGGACCUCCAUGGAAUGCCCGCCUCUGAGAUUCUGGCGGAGACGGGCACGAGAAGGGACACGCAAAUGAGACAUUUCACUGUAAACUUUGGUCCUCAGCAUCCUGCUGCCCACGGUGUGCUUCGGUUGAUUCUUGAGCUGAACGGAGAGGAGGUUUUGCGUGCGGAUCCGCAUGUCGGCCUCCUUCAUCGUGGGACAGAAAAGCUCAUUGAAUACAAGACCUACACGCAAGCCCUUCCGUACUUCGAUCGGCUCGACUAUGUGUCUAUGAUGACAAAUGAGCUGUGCUACACUCUUGCCGUCGAGAAGUUGUUGAACAUUGAGGUGCCGGAACGUGCAAAGUGGAUCCGAACAUUAUUCGGAGAGAUCACUCGUAUUCUCAACCACCUCAUGGCGAUCCUCACGCACACUAUGGACGUUGGUGCACUGACACCCUUUCUGUGGGGCUUCGAGGAGCGAGAAAAGCUAAUGGAGUUCUACGAGCGCGUUUCCGGUGCUCGUCUGCACGCAGCAUACGUCCGUCCUGGCGGUGUCGCAUUUGACCUUCCGCACGGGCUACUGGAGGAUAUCUUCCAGUGGGCGACUCAGUUUGGUUCGCGGGUGGAUGAGAUUGAGGAGGUCGUAACGGGUAACCGUAUCUGGAAGGAGCGGACGAUCGGCGUCGGCGUUGUCACGGCGAAGGAGGCGCUCGAUUAUAGCUUCAGCGGUGUUAUGCUGCGAGGUAGCGGUGUCCCAUGGGACGUCAGGAAGGUCGCUCCAUACGACAAGUACGCCGAGGUCGAGUUCGACAUACCUGUCGGCAAGAGUGGAGACUGCUAUGACCGAUACCUCUGUCGAGUGCAGGAGAUGCGCGAAUCGCUUCGGAUCAUUCAUCAGUGUCUGAAUAAGAUGCCUACCGGAGCGUACAAGAUCGACGAUUACAAGCUUUCCCCUCCUCCUCGCGCGUCGAUGAAGGAGAGCAUGGAGUCGUUAAUCCACCACUUCAAGCUGUUCAGCGAGGGCUACUCUGUCCCUCCAGGCGAGACGUACAGUGCCAUUGAGGCGCCCAAGGGCGAGAUGGGCGUAUACCUCGUCUCUGAUGGUACAAACCGCCCGUACCGCUGCAAGAUACGCGCGCCUGGCUUCGCCCACUUGGCAGGUGCAGAUAUGAUGAUGAGACAUCAUUUCCUUGCAGAUGUUGUUGCCAUUAUUGGAACUAUGGAUCUUGUAUUUGGCGAGGUCGACCGAUGAACAAAUGUAUUCUAGAGUGUCGUCACUUUCAUCGAUUACCUUGCCACCUGCCACCUCCUUGAAGUGAUGUGAGA
Molecule: messenger RNA, 1561 nt
Organism: Laetiporus sulphureus 93-53
Lineage: Eukaryota; Fungi; Basidiomycota; Agaricomycetes; Polyporales; Laetiporaceae
Product: Ndufs2, NADH:ubiquinone oxidoreductase 49 kd subunit
Exons: 12
Coding region: 57-1487 (476 amino acids)
Biological process (GO): mitochondrial electron transport, NADH to ubiquinone
Molecular function (GO): quinone binding; NAD binding; NADH dehydrogenase (ubiquinone) activity
Source: RefSeq, a predicted model, not a curated record